This is a messenger RNA of Camellia sinensis, 835 nucleotides long. RefSeq lists its product as uncharacterized. The record is from RefSeq and is a predicted model, not a curated record. Gene Ontology annotation, molecular function: sterol binding. Gene Ontology annotation, biological process: intracellular sterol transport. NCBI's taxonomy places the organism in Eukaryota, Viridiplantae, Streptophyta, Magnoliopsida, Ericales, Theaceae.
GGAGUCGAGACAUACGUGGACACGUAUGGCAUAUAUAAAGACGCCAACACCGACUCAUCAUCAGAUACAUCUUCACCUUCAAAUUUCUUUUUCUUUUCAGCUAACGUUCAUCCCCCGCCAACCUACCAGUCUCUCUCGCUCUGUCAACAUUGGGCGAUCCAUGGCGGUGUUUCACUUCAGUCUUGUUGUUUCCUUGCUUCUAUCGCUGUGCCUGCUUGUACCUUUCACUCAAGCCUCUGAUGUUCGCUACUGCGAUAAGAAAGCUGACUAUGCUGUUAAAGUCAGUGGAAUUGAGAUAUCUCCUGAUCCUGUGGCUAGAGGCAGGCCGGCCACCUUCAGUAUUUCAGCAACUGCAGGUGAAGCAAUCUCUGGAGGAAAAUUGGUGAUUGAUGUUGCAUAUUUUGGAUUCCACAUCUACAGUGAGAUUGAUGAACUCUGCGGGAAGACAUCUUGCCCCAUUUCUGCUGGUGAUUUUUUAAUUUCUCACUCUCAGGAUUUACCUGGGUUCACUCCACCGGGUACAUACACUCUUACAAUGAAGAUGGAAGAUGGAAACAAAAAUCAGUUGACUUGCAUCAACUUUGAUUUCAGCAUUGGGUUUUUUGUGUCUGACGCUGUAGCUGCGCUUUGAAGAUUGGUUUCAUCAGCCACCGCUUGUAGCGUAUAAUCAAUGUAUAUGAUGAAACUCUUUUAUCUACUGUUUCAGACCUUACAUCUAUUUCUGCCUUUCCAGUGUCAUGUGAUGUUUGAUUAUGACUAUUAAAAAUCAAUCAUAUCUGUACAUUUGAUCCAUGUGCCUAAAAUUAUUUCGACAUUUGUGAUAAUUGUUUUAGUA